UCGAAAACAGCCUGCAACGAGAACGGAACGUUGGUACGUGAUCGCGCACAAGGUUGAUAGACAACAAAAAACAAAUAAAUAAUAAAUAAAAUACUGUACAUUCAAUAUUCAACGGAUUAGAUCUCGGCGCGGUGUUCAGCUUUUUCCGGGAAUUGUGUUUUUUUAGUGUUUAUUUGCCCCACUGUCGUCGUUGUCGGAUUGGGAUUUUUUGUUUUGUUCCAGUCUCGGUAUUUUAUCGACUUCAGCGCAAAUAACAGUGAGUGACCGUUUUGAGGCUAUCAAUUUUCCUUCCUGCUGAUAGUGAGUUUUUUUGUCGAGCAAUCUACAAGUGUCAUUUUUGGAACACGUGUGAAUCACCGCCCCCUCGACGAAGUCGUCUCUCUCCCUAUGCUGAUAGAUAGGGGCAGUAUUGUAAUUUCGUACUGUCGAAGCUGGCUUAAGGUCGACUGAAGUGUGAGAAUUGAGCAAGUGAAUACGAAUAAAACCCAUUGUUUUACGGGAAGAGCGAGAGUAGGGAAAAAAAUUAAACUUUGCGCGUGUGUUCGUUUGCUGACGACUGUAGCAUUUGGUAAGUGAUAAAAAAAGUCGAAGUAUUUUCCACGAGUCAUUUGCAUUGAAGGGGGAAGCACGGCAAAAAGCGCUUGGUUUUUUUUUCGGUGCGAAGCGAAAACAGUUGAGUGUGCUUCAAGUUCUCGGAAAUAAUCGGCAUACAGCGACCGAGGAGGAUUGAAACUGUUGGCAGUAAAACGUAAAUAAAGCAUCUUUUGCACAAACAAACUGGCAAAUAUCGAAGAUCUAUCAGAGUGAUUACGAUUUGUGUACAAAACACUGAUAACGGAACAAGUGCUGGGGGAAAAAAUAGAAACAAUAAUCAGACCGCCCCUCGGCAUCCACAGUCGGUCGGUCCGAUUCGGAACCAACAAUAAAAAAGACGUCAUCGCGUAGCAGGCGCUGAUAAGCUGCCGGGCUGCGCGCAAACCCGUCGCGGAGAUAGAGAAAAUCCAUAAAAGAGAGCACAAACAACAAAGACCACGCAGAGACGGAACUUUUCGGAUAGUCACUACAUGAUUGUUAACAUAUGACGUAAUACGGAUUUCAUACAGGAACAAUUUCAGCUCUCUGUAUGCAACAUAAACGUUUUACCCGACCAUAGUGGCCAUUAGUAACACUCAGUGAAGAUCCGAACCGUCAUGCUACCGCAACAGUAUUGUCUCCGGUGGAAAUACCACCACAGCAAUCUGCAGACCAUGUUCUCACAGCUACUGGAUCGAGGUUGCUUCUGUGACGUUACGCUGGCCUGCGAAGGACAAACGAUCCGUGCUCAUCGGGUUGUUCUCUGCGCUUGCAGUACGUAUUUCGAUCAGUUGCUUACUAACUGCAGCACGACCGAAAAAGAUCCAAUCAUAAUCAUGCGUGAUGCCAAGUUCGAGGACAUCAAAUGUCUGAUCGAAUUUAUGUACAAAGGCGAGAUCAACGUGGAGCACGGAUCGUUGGCUUCGCUGCUCAAGACUGCCGAAGAGCUCCGGAUAAAGGGCCUGGCUGAGGUGAGCUGGCGAGAUGAGGAAAAUUGUAGCUCUACGGGCAGUGAUACCAGCGCGAAUAACAACAACAGUUUAAGCCUGAAGAACGUCAACCCAUCCGUGGCUAGUAAUAAUAACAAUAACAGUAUUAAAAUUGUGGAAACAAAGAAACUACUGGCACCACAACACAAUCUUAGCAGUUCCUCGAUGACACCAUUAACGGUAAGCAGUUUGGAAAGUCGAAUUUCCGAUUCGCCCAAUCUGCCACUGUUAACUCCGCUGGCCGCGGGUUCCCCACGGAAUCCGAUUAACUGUGCUUCACCCAUCAACUACUUUGGCAACAAAAAGAAACGUGGCCGGCCUCCGCUGGAUGAGGAGUACGAUACGUUUCAACAAUUGCCUAAGAUCUCCCACGUUGAAGGUGGUGCCGGAAGUUCUACUCCGUUCACGUCAAGUUCUCAGCUGGUAGCGGUAAUGAUGGAUGACAGUUCGAAUGAACAAACGAUACGAGAUGACAAUCACCAUCUUCAUCAUCAACAGCAGCAGCAGCAACAGCAUCAUUCGGCUUUAAGUUCCGCUGCAGCGGCUUACCUUGAACAGCAGAGUCGGACGGUUCCGCCGGAUGGUUUACAGGGGAUGGAUUUCGACGAAGACACGCACAUCCCUCGGAAACUUAUCCCGAAACUCGAACGACCAGAUACUCCUCAGGACUAUCUGUCCAACAUAGGAGCCAAGUUCGAAUAUGAUGAUCAAUCACCGCCGAGUCCCAACGAUCAAAGUAAUGCAGUGUUUUUGACUGCCCAGGAACAGGAAGAGUGGAAAGAUGUGAUCAAAAUGAACGACUAUCUGACCAAAGGGCGACGGCCACAGUUCUGGGAGGAACCGUUCACGAAGCGGGUCAUGGAUGGGAUCAAAAACAAAACGCUAGAGAUGAAGAAGGCGGCCAAGUUACUCGGAGUUUCCUACGGAACAUUGUAUGGAAGGUACCGGGAGACGUACGGAUGUCUCAAGCAUCCGUAUCGUGGACCUUUCAUGGCGGCAUCCAGAAUCAACAACAUGUGGCCGACGGCCAGUGACGGUGCGAGUGUGGGGACGACAACGGAUAUCAUGACAAUGCUGCAACGGGGCAUCAUUAGCUUGCCACGGGCGGCCGAACUUAUGCACACGACACCCUCGACCAUCAGCAGCUACCUUGAGCAACUUCAGGAAGUGACCGCUCAAACCGACCACGACCAUAUGACCGGAAUGGGUGCUAGCAGCGUCAACAAUGCCGGUCCGGAAGAUGACCGAACCCUACAACAGAUGCCAGCUCUGUCGCUUAUGUCAUCGCAUGCAGAAUCACAACUGCGGGUGAAGCCGGAAAUUAGCAUAUCGGCUCUGAAGAGGAGUUCACCAAGUUCGUCAGCGUCAUCGGCCGCCGCCGGCAGCAGCAGCAGCUCCGCUCUGAGCGCAAUGGCUUCCACUUCGACGGCCGCGCAAUUAUCGACGAACACCUAGACGAGAGUGGGUUGUAGUUCAAAGCAUUCCAAGAGGCAGACAAAACAACGGCGACUGCCGAACAAUUCCUGUAAGAUUCAUUGACACGCUACCGAGUAUGCCAUAGAAAAAAGUCAGAUCUUAUAGUAAUUAAGGGUUAGGAAGUACUUCCGUUCGGAAACCCUUAGGUGCAACGAAAGAAUUGUUGUCCCUAAUGUAUCAACAUACCGCAGCGGUUGUUUGUUAGGCGUUCCGAAUGGAUGAGCUUCUUAACUACAGUCGGUUUUGUACGAGAAAGAACUUGGCAUCACGGAUACUGUUCGAGGUAUCGGUGACUUACGAAAACUGGACUAGUUGAAGAUUGUAGUUCCUGCUGAAAAGCUAUCGGAGUUCUUCUUCUCCAGCAGCGCAACCAGAUUUUAAGAAUGUAGCUCUAAUGUAGAAGUAAACUUCCAGAUCUUGUUUCGAAACUUGGGCAAUUGAGAACUGAUGUUGAAUUCUUGUGUCAGACACUACAUUGUUCGAAAAUGAUCAGCGCCACGGUAUGGUGAGUGUUCAGUGUAACAAAAUUAUAACCAAUAGUACAGAGAACAGACAUCCAAGAAGAUAUCGCAGGUAGCAUCCUCUCAGAUAUGAAUGAAACUUUCUGGACUUGUAGACUUUGUCACAAAGAACUACUUUGCAUACUUUGUUUUUCCAAAACUUCCAAAUUGUGAUCGAUUGGUAGGGAACAUAACUUAUCUUGGAAAAAGAUUUCAUCAAAAUAAAAAAAUGGUGUUUAGACUGUCAAAAAAGGUUAGUCCUUUUCAAAAGACGGUCCAAAUCAAUUUUGGAAAAUCAAAGUAUGCAAAGUGGCUUUUUGAUACAUAUCCAGAAAACAAAAAUAAACUCCAGAUCUAGUUGUCAGUGAUUUUUCUUGUACCAUUCAAAGACGAGCCUUCGAUAAACUCGGUGCAUUUUCAGUUUCAGUUCAGUUAUUCUUUGAAGCAAAACAACAACCGUCUGAGCUCAAAUGGCUAUGCAUUAAAUGUCCUGAUAGUUUAUUUCACCCAGUAAUUGUUUAAACCUUUAAUUUCGAUUACGUAAAUUGAUAACAUAACCUCACCUAGCAUCAAUAUCUAUAUAUAAUUCAGUGUUAAAGAAAUUAAAGGUUUACUUUUGAUCCAAAGGUUCACGAAUGCACAAGUUUUACCCAUUCCGUAGAUAUGUUUAAGAAAAUAUUACCAUGAAUUAUUAACUAUUUCCGCAAUGGAUACUACGCUAACAUUUCUAUUUCAUGAUUCUUAAAGUAAAACAUAGAAGGCGCUGAGUGGAUUAUUUUUUUGUUUCGAUUAUAGAGGUUUUAACCUUAAGGUCAUUCGCCUCUUCGGACCAGAAAAACUUUCUGACCCUAUGUGCGGGGUUGGGAAUCGAACCCAGGCGGGCUGCGGGCUGGUAUUGACUUACCCAUCACGCUAUACCCGUCCCCUCUGAGUGGAUUUGAGUUUUACGUUUGGAAACCAAUUGGACAUUGUAAUCUUGGGUUUAUCUUUACGGGAGGUUUCAUUCAAAUCUGAGAGAGUGCUGCCAACUUCGAGUACGAUUUGGCACGAAAUUUGUCUAAUCAAAUUUGAAUACUGUAAAAAGUCGAUUUACAAGAAAACACCAAUUUUGAUUUGAAGGACGUUUUGUCCCAAGAUUGGUAUUUAUGCUGUGAACCGUUGUUAAUUUUAACUUUGUGUCGAGUAGUUAAAUUUAACUGAAACUGCGGCCCAUUUAAAAAUUUGACGGACGGAAAGUUAUUUGGGUUUAUUUUCCACUGGAAAUAAUUUAAUAUAAAAUUUGCAUUGCAAGAUUUUUUCAGUAUCGAUCUGUCAAAAAUAACCAGAGAUGCCAGAUUUCGUAUAUAGUGCUGCAGACAUUUUUUGUUGUGCAGAGUUUCACAGACUUUUGAAAGUUCUCGGUUGAUUUUCCAGAAGGCCGUAACAGCAAGUGACAGUUUCUCUUUGCCCACUCUCUCUUUCGAUUAUUGUGAUGUGAUCUAAAUAGAUUUUCUUAAAUUUCACAGUUCUGUUUGGAAGUCGAACGUUUCGAGCAUCAUUCUAUGCAAAGAGUUAAGUGAUAAACGUGUAAACCGCUUGGUAAUUAAUAGAAGAGAAAGUAAACAAAGAGAAACUGUCACUUGCUGUUACGGUCUUCUGGAAAAUCAACCGAGAAUUGUGUUUUUUCACAGACUUUCGUCAGUCUCGCGUAUUAUACAUUAUCGUGAAAUUGAUGCCAGUAAGACAUACCUGCGGACUGCAGAUUGUUUUUCGAAUAUGCAGACUUUUGCAACCCUGCCUGAAGAUAUUUGAACUUUUUACCGGGCAUCUCUGAAAAUAACCAAGCUCUCGAACAGAGUGUUUUUUGACAUCAAAUUAACCGCUCGAGUGUCAGAUUUUAACCAAAAGUUAAAAUUAACCGCGAAAUGGUUCACAGCAUUAGAUCAACUUUUUUCUAGCUUACAAUAUAAGGAGUUUAUCUAAAUAAAACGGGCAACUAGCGAUAUGGUGUUAUGUGAAAUUCCUGAUAAAUUGAGUGUCAUUGCAUUAUUGGAUGAUGACAUUCAGUUUAGUUUGGUUUUCGAUGAAAAGACACUGGAGAAAAAAAAAACGAUUUCGUGGUUAAUUUUAACUUUUGAUUGAAAUCUGACACUCGAGCGAUUAUUUCGAAGUUGUCAAAAAUAACCCUGCUCGAAAGUAUGGAUAUUUCUGACAGAUCGAUGGUUAUUUUCCGGCACGGAAAAAAAUAUUCUAAUUUCAUUUUUUUAGUUAAAAUUAUUUCCAGUGCAAAAUAAACCCAAUUCUUCAAUGUCAAAUGGUGUUUUUUCGCAAACCAUCAUUUGCACAAAAGUUUUGUCAUUUUUCGGCUGUAAAUGUAUAGCCCUUUUCAAAACACAAUCUAGAUAAAUUUUUGAAUACAAAGUAACAUUUUGCGACAAAGCCUGCAUGUCCAGAAACUUUCAUUUAAAUCUGAGAGGGUAUUCCGAGUACGAUUUCGCAUGAAAUUUUUCUAAUAGUAUACACUGAAAAAAAUCGAUUUUCAAAAGUUAAAGGCGAUUUACAUAAAAAGAACCAUUUUUGAUUUGUAUGAGAUUUCGUUCCGAUGUAAUGAUCUUUUCCAACCGUCCUUAUAUUGUAAGAUAGUUAUUUUUACGAAAAAACUUUCUUACCUAGUUCUGAUACUUUUUGCAACUAGCGAUAGGGUGUUUUUUUCUGUGAAAGUUCCUUACUAACCGAAUGUCACAGGAUUCUUGGACGAUUAUGGCUUUCAGUUUAGUUUCGAUGAAAAGACACUGAUAAAAAAAAUUGGUUUGUGCAAAAAGUUUUUGUUAGAAAAUCUUUUUUUCCUUAAAACCUUCAAUGUAUGAACGGUUGCUAAGAAGCAUAAUCACCUACUUUGGGAUGAGAUUUCAUCAAAAUCAAAAAUGAUGUUUUCUCGCAAAUUAUCGACAUUUCUCAGUGUAAGACUCGAUUAGAAAUUGUUUUCAUUCGAAAAUUUGACUGAUUCUGUGAAAAUAAUCACCACGACACUAUUUUUUGUAGGAUUUGUCAUUUUACGACUCUGUUUGAAUAAAAAAGAAGCUUAGACCUAUGCAAAGUGGCAUUUUGUGAUAAUGUUUACAUGUCUGCAGAAAGUUUCAUUCAAAUCUGGGAGGGUGCUGCCAACUACCAAUUCGCCCAUCAGUUUCUGUGCGCGUCUUUGACCUGCCAUUCAGCCAACUUCUUUUUCGUACAAAAAUAACAUAUCAUUCCGAACGGCACGGGAGAAUUGAAUGUGAUCUUUUAUGAAAUAUAUUAUUCUUAGUUUUUAAACAGGGAAGGUUUAGUGUACUUUUUUUCUGUUAGCAGAAAAUGGAACUGUAGUACUUCCGUAGUACAGACACCGGAACUCGUUUGGUUGACAUAAAGCAAAUACAACAUAAUUGCAAAAAAUCGAUAAACAGAUUUGCCAUAUAAGUCUCGAUAGAACGCAAUCAAAAACAACCAAGUAUUGACAUUAUUUAAAAUUAGUUGAAAUUGUUAACAGCUACUUGAAAAUUUUACUGCCGAAUUUCGCUCUAAUUUGUUACUAUCUGGUUAGCUGUUGUUAACCAAAUCUGACCCAUUUCCAUUUUCUGCACGAAAUUGUUUCUGAACCUUCACAUAAUUGCAAACAAAAAAAUACAAUCAACCGACAGUUUCAUUUUGAAUGAAACGUUAUUCCCAACGAGAGAAGAAAAAACAAACAUCCGUUCCGUAGUAGAAUUCAUAUUUUAGUUCCGACAUUGCAUAACUAUUGUAUACUAUCAUUCAUAGUUUAAAUGUUCCAUUAGUUUUUAUAAUUUUUCAUUAGUGAGAAUCUUGCGUACUUCUUCGAUCAAAUGGGUUAUUUAGGUUAGAUUAGGGAAAAGGUGCUUCCUGUAUAGUUUUCACUAUUAUUUCUUAGGAGAAUUUGUGCGUCCGGGGGAGUUCGAUAGUCUUUUGAAAAGAGGGAAUCUCCGUAACGCAACCGAUGCCAUCUCGUAGAGGUUAGGCUGUAGGAACCACAUUCAAACACUGUAUAUUAGUCAGCCAUGCAUGCUCCGGUCAUAGUUUUACAAGGUACAAAAACAACUAGAAGAAGCUUUUUUUUUCGCGUAGCCAAAUUAUUUAAUUUCAUUGGUUUUACUUUUUUUGUUUUUUAUAUUUUGAUUAGGAGAGAGGGAUUUUAGUUUCAAAUUUAUGAUUUGGAUUCGUUUUGUCUAAAAUCGACUGAUCUGUGAGACAAUUUUAAUGUGAUGAUAUCUCGUAAAUGACAUGGACGAUUUUCUCGUACAGUAGCUAGAAGUCCGUACCCAUUUUGAAACAUUCCAGACACACAGCAUUAUGGACUGCUUUGACACUCGACCAAACAGUGAAGCAGGUGGCAAACAAAUAGGAAAUAUCUAUUUGACUAGUACGUAAGGUGUAAAAUGUUGUCUAUUUCUGUUUGUGUUCGUACUCGUAUUGUCAAACUGGCAGAUCCUAAAUAUAGUGGAAAAACAAUCUGAAAAUAAGAUAUUCAAAGAUCGUUAUAAAAUUAAAAUAAACAUAAUAGCAAACGAACAGAACAAGGUAUUCUUAUUUUUUUGUAUUUAAUUAUGCAACACAAACAUUUGAUAUAAGUUAAUAAAAAAUGAAAAAAACUAAGCUAAAUGAUUUUUCAUUGUCGUGAAGACAGACGCAACUAGUAGUUUCCUUUUUAUGUUGAACAAGUAACCGAAUGUGCAAUCACUAUUACAGUAUAUAAAUAAAUAAAUUAAAAAUAAUGCCCGAAUUGGAAUCAAAUCUGCACAUAUUUAAAGUUGAUUUGGAAAAUCAAUUUAACUGCAAAACGGCAUCGAGUAAGAUAAACACACGAUAGGCGAUAUUUAAAAACAUAUUUAAACAGAAGUGAAAACGUGCCUAUAUGGUUUCCCAAAAACUGCAAGCAAAUAUAAAGGAAAAUAUAAAUACUAAAUGGAGAGUAAUUUUUUUGUGGAAAAAAUGUAGUUAAGGAAAACACCGGCUGAUGUAAACUGGUGUAUUUAUAAGUGAGUUCACGGACUAUGUGAAUAAUCAAAACAAAUUCGCAAACAAAUAAACGACAAAAUGGUGAAUUGAAAAGAAAA
Malaya genurostris is the source of this 8625-nucleotide messenger RNA. Its product is annotated as zinc finger and BTB domain-containing protein 18.3. Gene Ontology annotation, cellular component: nucleus. The transcript is spliced from 6 exons. Bases 1191 to 3017 code for a protein of 608 amino acids. Gene Ontology annotation, molecular function: protein binding. Gene Ontology annotation, biological process: regulation of transcription by RNA polymerase II. Lineage: Eukaryota; Metazoa; Arthropoda; Insecta; Diptera; Culicidae. The record is from RefSeq and is a predicted model, not a curated record.